Molecule: messenger RNA, 3725 nt
Organism: Mauremys reevesii (Reeves's turtle)
Lineage: Eukaryota; Metazoa; Chordata; Testudines; Geoemydidae
Gene: ANO8
Product: anoctamin 8
Exons: 17
Coding region: 378-3452 (1024 amino acids)
Biological process (GO): chloride transmembrane transport
Cellular component (GO): plasma membrane
Molecular function (GO): chloride channel activity
Source: RefSeq, a predicted model, not a curated record
GUCGUCCCCUUGCCAGGGCGGGUGAGAGUGGCACCCGAAGAGGCAGAUUUGCCUCGAAGUCGGGGGUUUCCUGGCUAAGCAAACGGGGAGCUGAACAGGAUGAGAAGGAAGAGCCGGAGGGAAGCGACCGGCUGGAAGGAAACAGGGACCGGCCCCCUGCUCCCAUGGGGGCUGCGGCGUGGGGCCUGCCGCAGGUUUCCAUGGAGACGGGUUGCUUUUGAUCCUGUCAGUUCCCCUGUCUUCCCGGCUUCCCGAGCGAGUGUUUCCAGGCAGGGGCUGCGGCUGAGGAGGGGGCGGCUCUGCGGUGGGCCCAGGCGCUGGGGAGGGACGUAGACAAGCUUUUUGGGAAGCGACUGCUCCAGGCCGGGCGCUACAUCAUGUCCCACAAAUCCUGGAUGAAGACGGUGCCCACCGAGAACUGCGACGUGCUGAUGACCUUCGCCGACACGACGGACGACCACACGCUGCUCUGGCUCCUGAACCACAUCCGGCUGGGCAUCCCCGAGCUCAUCAUCCAGAUCCGGCACCACCGGCACACCAAGGUGUACGCCUUCUUCGUCACCGCCACCUAUGAGAGCUUGCUGCGUGGGGCGGACGAGAUCGGGCUGCGGAAGCCGGUGAAGGCCGAGUUCGGGGGGGGCACGCGCAGCUUCUCCUGCGAGGAGGAUUAUAUCUACGAGAACAUCGAGAACGAACUCUUCUUCUUUACCUCCCAGGAACGGCAGAACAUCAUCAGGUACUGGCUGGAGAACCUGCGAGCCAAGCACGGGGAAUCGCUGCACAACAUCCAGUUCCUGGAGGGGCAGCCUGUCAUCCCCGAGCUGGUGGCCCGCGGCGUCAUCCAGCAGGUGUUCCCCGUCCACGAGCAGAGAAUCCUCAACCGGCUCAUGAAGUCCUGGGUGCAGGCGAUCUGCGAGGCCCAGCCCUUAGACGAGAUCUGCGAUUACUUCGGGGUGAAGAUCGCCAUGUACUUCGCCUGGCUCGGCUUCUACACCUCGGCCAUGGUGUACCCUGCCGUCUUUGGCUCCAUCCUCUACACCUUCACCGAGAACGACCAGACCAGCCGCGAUAUCUGCUGCGUGGUCUUUGCCAUCUUCAACGUCAUCUGGGCCACGCUCUUCCUGGAGGAGUGGAAGCAGCGGGGGGCCGAGUUCGCCUACAAGUGGGGGACCCUGGACACGCCUGCCGAGUCCAUUGAGGAGCCCCGGCCACAGUUCAGGGGCAUCAAGAGGAUCAGCCCGGUGACCAACGUGGAGGAGUUCUACUACCCGCCAUGGAAACGUCUGCUCUUCCAGUGCCUGGUCAGCCUGCCCGUCUGCCUCGUCUGCCUCUCCUUCGUCUUCCUCGUCAUGCUGGGGUGCUUCGAGCUGCAGGAGUUUGUGUUGAGCAUCAAGGAACUGCCCCGGCUCAUCCGCUUCCUGCCCAAGAUCGCCUUGGCCCUCAUCGUCUCAGCCUGCGACGACGUCUACAGGAAGAUCGCGUACUGGCUGAACGACAUGGAAAACUACCGGCUGCAGAGUGCCUACGAGAAACACCUCAUCAUUAAAAUCGUCCUGUUUCAGUUUGUAAAUUCAUAUCUAAGUCUUUUCUACAUCGGUUUCUACCUCAAAGACAUGGAGCGGCUGAAGGAGAUGCUGGCCACGCUGCUCAUCACCCGCCAGUUCCUGCAGAACAUCAAGGAGGUCUCCCAGCCCCAUCUCUACCGCAAGAUCCAGCGGGGCGACCUGAGUCUGCAGAACAUCCGCGACGUCUCCCACACCAUCUUCCGCCUGCUCGCCCAGAGAUACACGGCGCCCAGGCUGGGCCCUGAUCCCCGGCCUGCAGAGCCGCCGGCCAGGCCGGGCCCCGAGCCCGAGGGGGCCCAGGGGGAGAAGUGCCUCAACGGGGGUUGUGGCGUCCCCGAGGAGGAGGAGGAGAAGCGGGAGUCGGACUCGGAGGACGAGAGCGUCCUGGACUGCGGGCUCAAGCUGAAGAAGGUGAGCUUCAUUGAGCGGGCCGAGCGCCGGGGCCGGGAGCUGGGUGCCAUGGAGGACGCCAGCUUCCUGGAGGAGGGCAGCCCCACCAUGGUGGAAAAGGGCAUGGACCCCGCUUCCGUCUUCGAGCUAGCCGAGGACGAGGAGGAGAGCGACGGGCCCUCCGGCAGCCCCCUCCCAGAAGCCAAGGAGCUGGCGGUGACGCUGCGGGCCCGGCGGGGCCGGGGGGCCGUGAGCCAGGAGGAGGAGGAGGAGGAGGAGGGCAGGAAGCGGAACCGGGCUUCCUGGAUUGACCCACCGGAGGAGAAGUACUCCCCCCACCUCACCCAGGCCGAGGUGGAGAGCUGCAUGAAGAAGUACGAGGACACGUUCCAGGAUUACCAGGAGAUGUUCAUCCAAUUUGGCUACGUGGUUCUCUUCUCCUCCGCCUUCCCCCUGGCCGCCCUGUGUGCCCUCAUCAACAACAUCAUCGAGAUCCGCAGCGAUGCCUUCAAGCUGUGCACUGGCCUGCAGCGCCCCUUCGGCCAGAGGGUGGAGAGCAUCGGGCAGUGGCAGAAAGUGAUGGAGGCCAUGGGCGUCCUGGCCAUCGUGGUGAACUGCUACCUGAUCGGCCAGUGCGGGCAGCUGCAGCGGCUCUUCCCAUGGCUCAGCCCGGAGGGAGCCAUCAUCUCCGUGGUGGUGCUGGAGCACUUUGCCCUGCUCCUGAAGUACCUCAUCCAGGUGGCCAUCCCUGACAUCCCAGCCUGGGUGGCGGAGGAGAUGGCGAAGCUGGAGUAUCAGCGCAGGGAGGCCUUCAAGAAACACGAGCGGCAGGCGCAGCACCACUACCAGCAGCAGCAGCGGCGCAAGCGGGAGGAGGAGGAGCGGCAGCGGCAAGCCGAGUACCACGCCCGCAAGGAGCGGGAGGCCAGCCGGGACGAGGGGAAGCCUGAGGCUGCCGGGCAGGACCCCGGCUACGAGAAGAGCCAAGCCAAAAUGAAAGGGGCCAGCAGCUCGUCCCACGGCUCCGAGAAGCCCAAGAGGCCCAGCUCCCUGCUGGCCACCAACAAUGUCAUGAAACUGAAGCAGAUCAUCCCGCUGCAGAGCAAGUUCCUGUCGGGGGGCGGCGCCGGGGCAGCCAGCACCGCCACGGCCCAGUCCCCGACCGGCAGCGAAAACAAACUGCCCGGCUUCCUGAACUUCAAGUUCCUGAAGUCGCCAGAGACUAAGAGGGACGGGGGCACCGAAAAGGUCCAAUCGCCCACCAAACCAUUCAACCCGGGCAAACUGUUCAACUUCGGCAAGUCCGAGGGGGCUGGGGGAGGCGGGGCCAGCGGCAACGGCACCACCGCCCCCCCGCCGCAGCGGCCCGGCCCAUCCUCCGAGGGUGGCGAGAAGCAGCCGCCCAGCAAAGCCCACCUCAACGGGCUGCUGGACGAGGGUGGCGUGGAGGAGGGUGAGCUCAGAGCCGAGGAGGAGAGCACAGGCCAUAAACUGUAACCGGGGGAUGGCGGGCAAAGGAGCCACGGAUCCCGGGUCUGUUCUUCAAGCAGAAUUAGGACGUGCCCAGCCUGGGGUGGGGCUCUUAGGACACCUGCACCCUCCUGCGCCACCAGGAGAGCGGAGGUGGGUGUGGAACGUGAGCGGUGACCGUCCCAUCCGCCGCAGCCCGGGAAAGCAGAGCUCGGCGCCUUGGGCCUUGAGACACCAGCUUUGGUGAUGAGAUCGGUGGCCUCAACUCACUGCCAAGAGUCAGUUCGGCAUCCUGCGGGA